CUUCAUCCCAUUUUAGUUUACAAUCUGAAAGAACAUGAAGACUCUAUUGACAGUAUUAUGUAUUUUGGUUGCUGUGGCAACCGGCUGCACUGAGAACGAUCAAGAUAGAACUCAGGUGCGGCUGCACCCAACAGCUCCGGCACCUGCCUUGGCUCCACCGGCGACCGAGGACUGCAUCAGCCUGAUUUUCAACAUGGUGGAUUGCAUGACAUUUCUGGGCAAUGGCGGGAUCGAAACGAAGCCUGAGGGUUCGUGUUGUUCGGGAUUCAAGAUGGUGGUGGACAAGAAUGCCGACUGCAUAUGUAAAGCCCUAAAGAGCAGUAUCAGUUUGGGUAUUGAGGUUAACAUGAAUAAGGCCAUGAAAUUGCCUUCUGCAUGUGGUCUCUCUUCUUUUAAGCUUGCUGACUGCAAAGUUAAGAUUCCAUCAACAGCUGCUCCACCUCCGAAGUCUCCAAAUGUUCCCACCCCGACAAAGCCACCAGCAGCCCCCUCCGGCCACGCUGGAACACCGGCUCAUAGAGCUGCUGCAACAUCUCAUGCAAGCAAUGGAACUUAUACCACAUAUGCCAACUUUUCCAUUCUUUUUAGUUUGGUUGUUUCUGCCUCAUCAUUCUUUAAUGUCUUAGCUUAAGCUUAAGAGUUGAAAUCCCUCUCUUUUUCACCUUUUUUUACCAGAAAUGAAUUAUUCUUUGAUC
Messenger RNA from Olea europaea var. sylvestris, 695 nucleotides. Its product is annotated as non-specific lipid-transfer protein-like protein At2g13820. Gene Ontology annotation, molecular function: lipid binding. Gene Ontology annotation, biological process: lipid transport. The transcript has 2 exons. The coding region runs from base 35 to 631 and encodes 198 amino acids. NCBI's taxonomy places the organism in Eukaryota, Viridiplantae, Streptophyta, Magnoliopsida, Lamiales, Oleaceae. The record is from RefSeq and is a predicted model, not a curated record.